CAGCGGUAAGGUGUUUGUGCAUUGAAACCCCUUUGCUGAUGUAUUGGGAAAUUGAGGGGGUUGGGAGCCGCACCUCCCCCGGGGCAUCCAAGGAAGAAAGAUGACGAUGGUUCGACGGUGUGUAUAGUUACUGUUUUGUUCAUCUGCUGGUAGAGAUUAUAGACCGCAAUGUUUUGCUUGAGAAGUACAGCUAUAGGCGGUCAAAAGGCAGUCGUCAGCACCGCGCUCGGUGGUCUCCGCGGUCUCCCGCUGGCAUCCAUCCGACAGAUCUCGAGCAGCGCGCAGGAGCAGCCGCUAGAUCUUCAGUUUCUCAAGUUUGGCCCGCCAAAGGACGCGGCGAGCACGAGUAAGACUGUUGCGCCGAUGGUGGUGUUGCAUGGACUGCUUGGGUCGAAGAAUAAUAACCGGAGUGUUUGCAAGCGGUUUGCAAAGGACAUGAACACGACCGUCUACGCUCUGGACCUCCGGAAUCACGGCGACAGCCCGCACGCUGCGAAACACGACUACAAAAGCCUAGCGCUGGACGUCGAGCACUUCAUCGACACGCACAUCCAGCAGCCGACGAUCGUGCUCGGCCACUCGAUGGGCGCGAAGACCGCGAUGGCGGUCGCGCUGCGCAGACCUGAGCUUGUGGAUAGUAUGAUCUCGGUCGAUAACUCGCCUGUUAGUGCGCGACUGAGUCCUGAGAUCCCGACGUAUGUGCAUGCGCUCAAGUCUAUCGAGCGCAUGUCUCUGCGGUCUCCGAAGGACGCGUUCGACGUGCUCGGCAAGUACGAGAAGAGCCCCGACAUCCGCCACUUCCUCCUCACAAACUCACUCGUCAAACCAGACGGCACAAUCGGCUUCCGCGUCCCUCUCGACACGCUCAUCAAGCAUCUCGACCAUAUUGCAGAGUUUCCUUUUGACUAUAACCAGACCCGGUUCGAGGGGCCGGCUUUGUUUGUGCGGGGUACUCAGUCAAAGUAUAUCCCUGAUGAAGCUAUUCCAACCAUCGGUCAAUUCUUUCCCAGAUUUGUAUUGAAAGAUGUUGAUGCUGGCCAUUGGCUGAUUUCCGAAAAGACUGCUGAGUUUGUCGAGAUUGUAGAGGACUUUCUUCUAGCAGAGUAAAUCAACAUACAACAUAUAGACAAUACUCCUACUUAGACUGUGAAUACAUUUACAUUUACAUUACUCAUAUCAUUAAUCCAAUUUUUUAUUAGACUUUUAGAGGUCUCCAUGUACACCAAUAACAU
This is a messenger RNA of Myxozyma melibiosi, 1232 nucleotides long. RefSeq names its product Alpha/Beta hydrolase protein. The transcript has 6 exons. Gene Ontology annotation, cellular component: mitochondrion. The coding region runs from base 169 to 1107 and encodes 312 amino acids. NCBI's taxonomy places the organism in Eukaryota, Fungi, Ascomycota, Lipomycetes, Lipomycetales, Lipomycetaceae. The record is from RefSeq and is a predicted model, not a curated record. Gene Ontology annotation, molecular function: carboxylic ester hydrolase activity.